Messenger RNA from Mucor mucedo, 592 nucleotides. RefSeq lists its product as uncharacterized. NCBI's taxonomy places the organism in Eukaryota, Fungi, Mucoromycota, Mucoromycetes, Mucorales, Mucoraceae. The record is from RefSeq and is a predicted model, not a curated record. The coding region runs from base 61 to 447 and encodes 128 amino acids. The transcript is spliced from 4 exons.
UUUUUUUUUUUAUAUUUUAUAUUUUUUUAUUUUCUAAAAAGGCAAAUCAUCAAGGAUCAAAUGAAACUUUUAUUGUCAGUUUGUAUCUUAUUAUCGGGGCAUUUGAUUUUUGCACAACAAGCAUGCCAAGGUAUUGAAAUAUUAUAUCCAAAAACAGAUUCUGUUAUCGACCGAACAGAGGAUCAGACAUCCACUUAUUUAAUACUUGGUAAUACGUACAAAAAUAGCGUCUUGAAAAAGGUUUUGCUUUUACAUGAAAAAGAUGGAAGUGAAGUUACAAAGGAAGUCUGGACCGGAGAAGACGAUCUUUUAAAAGUAUCGGCUAUCCAGCAAAAUUUGGGUGACCUUGAUUUACCAAAUACAUAUUGGUUCAGUGCUCUGAUUGAGCAGGAAGGUCAUGAAUGUUUAUUCGAUUCUGGUAGAUUCAAAAUCAAUAACAACCAGUAGUUUGAGUGGAAAAAUAAAAAAUAAUAAUCUAUAAAUAUUUUAAUUUACAUUUCUUUAUUCGUCAAGGCGUGUCACAUUAAUUAUGAACUCCUUCUAAACAACUUCUAAGUUGGAUAUAAAAACGGAUUUAUAAAAAUCAUUUUCU